Messenger RNA from Amborella trichopoda, 1751 nucleotides. RefSeq names its product protein POLLENLESS 3-LIKE 2. The record is from RefSeq and is a predicted model, not a curated record. Gene Ontology annotation, molecular function: protein binding. NCBI's taxonomy places the organism in Eukaryota, Viridiplantae, Streptophyta, Magnoliopsida, Amborellales, Amborellaceae.
CCGCCAUUCUCUCUCCAUAUGCGUGUGUGUGUGUGUGCUGAGGAGAUAUCUGCAAAGAAAGCUCUCUCUCUCUCUCUCUCUCUCUCUCUCUCUCUCAUUGUUUGUGCUGAGGAGACAUCUGCAAAACUUGUGGCCAUGGAGCUGUGGAAGAACCCUGUUCCCUUGGAAAAUAGGGUUUCCAAAUCGGCUCCAUGUUCACCCAUGAAGCCUAUUCUUCAGAGGACUCAUACCUACCCAGAUGCAGCGCAUGUUCUUCAUAAAGUUCCUAUUGGAGAUGGCCCUUAUGUCAGGGCCAAACGUGUUCAGCUCAUAGAGAAGGAUCCUGCAAGGGCAAUUGUCAUGUUUUGGGUUGCCAUCAAUGCAGGGGAUCGAGUUGACAGUGCGCUCAAGGACAUGGCCAUUGUUAUGAAGCAGCAGAACAGGCCUGAAGAGGCAAUUGAAGCGAUAAAAUCACUUCGAAGCAAGUGUUCUGAUCAAGCCCAGGAGUCCCUGGAUAAUAUCCUACUUGAUCUCUAUAAGAGGUGUGGGAGAUUAGAUGAUCAGGUCGCUCUCCUGAAGCACAAAUUGCUUCUUAUCAACCAAGGCAUGGCAUUCAAUGGCAAGCGAACCAAGACAGCCAGAUCUCAUGGAAAAAAGUUUCAGGUCUCUUUAGAACAGGAGGCCACAAGAUUGCUGGGAAAUUUGGGUUGGGCUCUAAUGCAACAGAACAACCAUGUGGAAGCAGAAGCAGCUUAUAGGAAGGCCCUUUCAAUGGAAUUAGAUAACAAUAAGAUGUGUAACCUGGGGAUUUGUCUGAUGAAGCAAGGGAGGAUAGAGGAGGCCAAAGCAACUCUACGAUGUGUUAAGCCUGCUGUUGCAGAUGGCUUGAGAGCAGAUUCUCAUUUAAAAGCCUACGAAAGGGCACAAGAGAUGCUCAAAGACCUCGACAGCCCAUCAAUUAAUAGCCCAGAUACAUUUACUAAGGCCAUUGAGGCCUUUUUGAAUUUUUCCUCUGUAUGGCAACCUCAGCCCUGUUUACCAGCUCCACCACCACCAUUGUUUCCCUCAAACCAGAAGCACGAUGGGUUUCAUGAUGAAAAUUUGGAUCUUAACAUUGGAAGAGGAAAUCGAAGGAAUAAUGGGCUUCUUUCUCCUCCGCUACGGAAACAUGAAGCUUCAUUGAUGAAUAAGAACUCUCUUAAUGUUGAUGCCCCACCAUUUAUUUCAAAGAUGGCAAGGAAUCACCUAGAAAAGAACAAUCUAAAGAGGGCACGAUCUUCAUCUCUCGAGACAGUUGACUAUAUUGAUGCUUUACCAGACUCAAAGGAGUUUGAAGAAGCCAUUCUAGCAGCUGCAAUUGGCUGUGAAGCAAGAGAAUCAGUUAUUUAUCCAAGACAAGUCCACCGAAGGCUGGUUUUGAAUGUGAAGGCCUGAAAUUGUUUAACUUAAUAUAUUAUUUUGUUAUCCCUUUUUUGUUUAAUUUAAACAAGCUAAUGUAGCUGGAGGAUAUGGGCUUUUUCUCCUCUUUCCGGAGUUGAACUAGGCAUGUGGCCUUGUGGCUCUUCUGACCUUCCAAGGAAAGGGUUGUGGAUACCAUUUAUCUCUGUUCUUCUAUAUUAUUUCCUUCUCGUUAUUUAACUUGAAAUCAGGUAGGACUCAAAUCACCUUUCACAUUGAAAGGGGUUCUGGAUUGAUUUGUAUUCUGUAUAACAGGAGGAUCGAUUGUCGUAAAUUGUAACGACCCAAAUGAGAAGAGCCUUCAUUGUUUCAAA